GCAGCCUUUCCUCUCAGUUUUUCUGGAGCAACACAUCCCAGGCUGCUGCGGCGUCAGACCAGCCUCUGCAGCGCCCCGUCGGUCGGAUGCCGCAGACGCCGGUGUAUCACGCCAAGGACACAACUCCAAUAAAAGAAGAAUCCUGUGGAACUGGAAGAAAUCACUGAGGCGGUUUGGGAUAAUCUGGCCAACACGGAGCUGGGUGGAGAGGACGGGACACCAGUCAGGCCGUUAGAAGACAGACAUCUGAGCGUGCAAGCCAUGCUUUAGCACACACAGGAGAAAGGUGGUCGAUCGUUGGAUAACGCCCCCCACUUUUUCUUGUACAAUCCAGAACCAGAAACACACGCAUCACCCUUUCGUCUUCGUUGUAUACCAUCCCUGUAAAGAUGCCGAUGCCAAGGUUGGCACUGUGGCACUUGUGGUGACAGGGCACAGAGCGUGUGCGCACAUCCGGCAGGCAGGCCGGUGGGUCGGUGGGUGUACAGGCACACCAAAAGGCAUUUUUGGGGGUGGGUGUGGUUGAACCAUGCGGCCCUGGGCAGGUUCAUGGCGUUGGAUUACCCUGGUGCUGUUGGCCUGGGGCACGCUGCUCUUCUACAUUGGUGGUCACUUGGUGAGGGACAGCGAGCACCCAGAACGGUCCAGCAGGGAGCUCUCCAAGAUCUUGGCCAAGCUGGAACGGCUCAAGCAGCAGAAUGAAGACCUGCGGCGCAUGGCCGAAUCGCUCAGGAUACCAGACGGUCAGGCAGAAGCUGGGUCCCUGGCUGCGGGGAAACUGCGCUCCCUGGAGGACCAGCUAACCAGAGCCAAACAGAAGAUCCACAGCUUCCAGAAACUCACUGGAGAUGGACCAGGGCCCACUCAGGAGGAGCUGCGGAGGAGGGUGGAGAAUGGCGUCAAGGAGUUUUGGUACUUUGUUCGCAGCGAGGUGAAGAAACUGGCCAACGCAGAACCCAGCGAGAGGCAGAAGUAUGCCGACACGCUCCUCCAGGACUUGGGACACCAGGAGAGGUCCAUCAUGACAGACUUGUACUACCUCAGCCAGGCGGAUGGAGUGGGCGAAUGGAGAGUGAAGGAGGCUAAAGAUCUGUCGGAUCUCGUCCAGAACAGAAUCACCUACCUACAGAACCCCCCAGACUGCAGUAAGGCGAGGAAGCUGGUGUGUAACAUCAAUAAGGGCUGCGGUUAUGGCUGCCAGCUCCAUCACGUCGUCUACUGCUUCAUGAUCGCUUAUGGCACCCAACGCACACUCAUCCUGGAGUCUCACAACUGGCGCUACGCCCCCGGCGGCUGGGAGACGGUCUUCCUUCCCGUCAGUAACACCUGCACCGACCGCUCUGGUGCCUCCACCGGACAUUGGUCAGGAGAGGCCCAUGAUAAGGAUGUCCAGGUUGUGGAGUUGCCUAUAGUGGACAGCCUCCACCCACGGCCCCCCUACCUACCCCUGGCUAUUCCUGAGGACCUGGCCCCCCGCCUGCACCGUCUGCACGGCGACCCUUCCGUCUGGUGGGUGUCCCAGUUUGUCAAGUACCUGGUACGCCCUCAGGCAUGGCUGGAGAAGGAGAUCCAGCAGACCACCGCCAAGCUGGGCUUCAAACACCCCAUCAUCGGAGUCCAUGUGAGGAGGACAGAUAAAGUGGGGACGGAGGCAGCUUUCCAUCCCAUAGAGGAGUACAUGCUGCACGUGGAGGAACAGUUCCAACAUCUGGCCAGACGUGUCCACAUCGACAAGAAACGAGUUUACCUUGCCACCGAUGACCCGUCCCUGCUGCAGGAAGCCAAGACCAAGUAUCCAGACUAUGAGUUCAUCAGUGAUAACUCCAUCUCGUGGUCGGCAGGCCUUCACAACCGCUACACUGAGAACUCGCUGAGGGGAGUCAUCCUCGACAUCCACUUCCUGUCCCAGACUGACUUCCUGGUCUGCACCUUCUCCUCACAGGUCUGCCGCGUGGCCUAUGAGAUUAUGCAGACGCUGCAUCCAGACGCCUCCUCCUUCUUCUACUCCCUGGAUGACAUCUACUACUUCGGAGGUCAAAACGCCCACAACCAGAUCGCCAUCUACCCCCACCAGCCGCGUAACAGCGAGGACAUUCCCCUGGAGCCCGGCGAUGUGAUCGGCGUAGCGGGCAACCACUGGGAUGGAUACUCGAAAGGCAUCAACCGCAAACUGGGCCGCACGGGCCUUUACCCUUCCUACAAGGUCAAAGAGAAAAUCGAGACCGUCAAGUACCCGAUGUACCCCGAGGCAGACAAACUGCUCAACUCUCAAAAGAAGUAAAAGAAGAAAAAUGAAAAAAAUAAAGGAAGAGAAGGAGUGAGGAGAAAAUACGCAGACUCCGAUUCCAGGGAAGGAGGCUGCUUUUUUUGUACAGAAGAAAGAAGCGUACAGAGUGCGCUAAGCUGAGAAGAAAAGAGAAAAAGCCUGAACCCAGGGGUGACAGGAAUGAGAAUGCACUCUUGUGUGUUUAUUUGAGAGAGAGCGUGUGCGUGAGUGUGUGUAUGUAUGUAUGUAUGUGUGAACGCGUGUGCACUUGUGUAAAUGCCUGUGCAUAUGUCAGGUCAUGGAAGACUUGCACCCUACCACUACUCCCCCGCCCGACGCUCUCUAGUCGGGUCUGUAGAGAUGUAGACGUGAACAUUGAUUUUAAAUAAAGCAAGAAAACAAUUAAAAUCUUCACUAAAUGACCAAGCUCGCUCUCCCCCCCGAGACAGACUGGGACUACUGUAAGACUAGCGCACCCAAGAGUGAGCUUUGAAUCAAUGACUGAAAAAAAAAAUCCAAAAAAAAAAAAUGACAAACUGGAAAAAAGUGUUUUGAUUUUUAUUUAAUUAUUUUCAGUGGUUUUGAUUCUAAUCUUGCCUCUUUUUUUUCUUUUUCUCCUGUUUUUUUGUUUGUUUGUUUACUGAAUGUACUGUAUCCUCUUCUUGCCAUGCUCAUCGCACCCCCCCCCCCCCCCCCCCCCCACUCCUCUUCCAGCUCCACUCACUGUGCUUCCUCCAUCUCGUCUCUACAUGUGCAAUUAAUUUUAUACCAUAUUGUGCUUUUAUCAAGUGUUUUUAACGGUCUUAAUUUGGUUGUGUAUGGGGCUUUGUGCAUUGUAUACUGUACAGUGUGUGUGUGUGUGUGUGUGUGUGUGUGUGUGUGUGUGUGUGUGUGUGUGUGUGUGUGUGUGUGUGUGUGUGUGUGUGUGUGUGUGUGUGUGUGUGAGUACGAGUGUGAGGACGGAUGCAAGCGUGAUCAAGUGUGCCUGUGUGUGCUGUUUAAAGUCUAAAAAAAGGGGCCAUGUCACGACCUGGUGCCUGUUAUUGGUGAGCAGUGUGUGUGUUUCUUUCUUCUUUUUUUCUUUUUCUUUUUUUCUUUUUUUCUUUCUGGCUUUCCUCCCGACUGAAUAGUGUUUGUGUGCCCAGCGGGAGACUGGCGGUGACAGUGGGGACUGUCCUCGUACCCCCAGCACUUGGAACAAUGAUGAACCCCAGUCACUCCUCUGGUGACCUCUAGUGAACAAUGGUAAGAUUAUGUGGAGUAUGGUGAACUCAUGGUGCGCACACACACACAUACACACACACACGCACACAUAUAUACACACAGGAGCCGUCCCGAGGCUCACCAAAACAAGCACUCCACUGAUAUAAUGUCCUUUUUUUCGGCAUCUCUGCUGUCUCUUUAGUCCAUCUGUUUAUUUGUUGUUGUUUUAUUUUUGUUUUUUUUUACUUUUAACAUUGCUGUUUUAAAAUAAAUGAGGAAAAAUAUGCCUAUGUUUAAAAAUGAUAAUGCUAUAUCAAACUCAGAGUCCCCAUCAUGAAGGCUUUUUUUCAUAACUUAUGUUCUUGGGCAUUGUCUUUGAUAACCACAGAUCGAAAUAAACUUGAGAAAGCGACACAG
Scomber scombrus (Atlantic mackerel) is the source of this 3886-nucleotide messenger RNA. RefSeq names its product fucosyltransferase 8b (alpha (1,6) fucosyltransferase) (gene fut8b). The record is from RefSeq and is a predicted model, not a curated record. Gene Ontology annotation, molecular function: glycoprotein 6-alpha-L-fucosyltransferase activity; protein binding. Bases 530 to 2281 code for a protein of 583 amino acids. The transcript has 10 exons. Gene Ontology annotation, biological process: protein N-linked glycosylation. Gene Ontology annotation, cellular component: Golgi cisterna membrane. NCBI's taxonomy places the organism in Eukaryota, Metazoa, Chordata, Actinopteri, Scombriformes, Scombridae.